AUGCCACCUCAAGAGAAAAGCGCUCACAAGCGGGGCAGGCUUAGUGUGGAUGCCGAUUCACAAGACCUGAAAAAACCGCGUCGGUCUCAACGACUCUCAAGCCAGCAUCAAUCACAGGAGACACCGGUAGACCAUGAUUAUCUACCAACUCCGUUGACUCAUGGCUAUUCGACCGCUACAGACAUCCGCAACGAAGUGACCGCAACUCCACCGGAAAGCCCAAGUCGAACCCGACCACCAUCGUCGCCCGAUCAAGACUUCUCUCAGGCGGUCUCAUCGCCACCGGGGGAUACACAGGCCCUGUCGCAGUUUGUUUAUCCCCCAAGAGCAUAUGCCGAUGAAGUGGAGGAUGAAGAUGCCGAGGGAGUCUGGGGGUACUUGAUCCCAUUGGAUGACAAAGUGAGCCAUUCCUUUGUCUUGAAGAAGCGGGAUAGUUGCGAAAAUCAAGAUGAGGCGGCCAAGGACAAGUCAGGGAAGAAACCCCAGGCCUACCUGAUGAUUGAUAGCCCUACGAUAUCAAAUCGACAUUUCCUCCUCUUUGAGGAGAAGAGAAAAGGCGAUGUAGUCGCGGUUUUAGAGGAUCUUUCUAGUAAUGGAACAUUUGUCAAUGAUGCCAUAGUCGGACGAAACAAGCAUCGCGAGCUUGAGGAUGGGGAUGAGAUUUCCAUUUUGAACGAGGCCCGGUUUUCCUUCCGCUACCCGCGCACCAGAGACGCCAAUCGCUUCCGUCAACAGUACCAGAUUCACCGACAGCUUGGUAAAGGUCACUUUGCGACUGUCUAUUUGUGUGUGGAAGGCUCCACAGGAAAACAGUUUGCCGCCAAAGUCUUCGAAAAGCGUCUGGGUGAUUCACAGAAAUCACAGGCAGAUACCCUGCAGCAGGAGAUCGCGCUCCUGAAGAGCGUCAACCAUCCCAAUCUCCUCUGCCUGAAGGACACCUUUGAUGAGAGUGACGCAGCUUAUCUAGUUAUGGAGUUGGCCCCAGAGGGUGAACUGUUUAACCUGAUCGUGAGCAAGCAGAAGCUCAGCGAGUCAGAAACCCGCCAUCUCUUUCGUCAGCUGUUUGAGGGACUCAAGUACCUGCACGAACGAGGAAUUGUACAUCGAGAUAUCAAGCCAGAGAAUAUUCUGUUGGCCGAUAAGAAGAUGACAGUGAAACUGGGUGAUUUUGGGCUUGCAAAGAUUAUCGGAGAAGACUCAUUUACCACGACUUUGUGUGGUACCCCCAGUUAUGUUGCGCCGGAGAUUUUGCAGGAUACUCGCCGACGACGGUAUACGAAAGCCGUGGACGUCUGGUCCCUGGGAGUGGUUCUUUACAUUUGCCUUUGCGGGUUUCCCCCCUUCUCCGAUGAAUUGUACACCCGGGACAAUCCCCUUACGCUGGCCCAGCAGAUUAAAUUGGGCAAGUUUGACUACCCUUCGCCUUACUGGGACUCCGUGGGCGAUCCUGCCUUGGAUCUGAUUGACCGGAUGCUUACCGUAGACGUGGAGAAACGGAUUACGGUGGACGAGUGUCUGGAGCACCCCUGGAUGACUGAAAAAUAUCCUAGCGUCACUGACAGCACUGAUGGACUGACUGGUGCCUUGGGCAACUUGGAUUUCUCCAAGCGCAAGAUCGAGCGAGAGCGAACUCUGCUAAGCAGUAUCAACGACGUCCAUUUCAGCGAGCAUGUGAAAGGCAGUGAAGCACCAAUUAAAGUCUUUCACAAGAACAAUGUUGGUCAACGUGUUCACAAUCGACCGGCCAAGGUCAAUCCCCGUGAGCCAUCUCCAAGCAACCAAGGUAACCCCAAGGGGUUUGUGAAUCACGGCGAUCGUGGUGAUCCCACAUUAUACGACGAACCAAGAUCGACAUGA
Molecule: messenger RNA, 1857 nt
Organism: Penicillium odoratum
Lineage: Eukaryota; Fungi; Ascomycota; Eurotiomycetes; Eurotiales; Aspergillaceae
Exons: 6
Coding region: 1-1857 (618 amino acids)
Biological process (GO): protein phosphorylation; mitotic DNA damage checkpoint signaling
Cellular component (GO): nucleus
Molecular function (GO): protein binding; protein serine/threonine kinase activity; ATP binding
Source: RefSeq, a predicted model, not a curated record